UUGUCGGGCAGCAGCUCAAGAGCGUCGACGGAGGUAAAGUCCACGGAGGAAUCGGACGCCAUUGAGGAGGAGGGGAAGGAAGGGGGGGGGGGGGGGGGGGGAGGAGGAGGAAAAGGGAAAGGAGGAGGAAAAGGGAAAGGAGGAGGAAAAGGAAAAGGAGGAGGAAAAGAGAAAGGAGGAGGAAAAGAGAAAGGAGGAGGAAAAGAGAAAGGAGGAGGAAAAGGGAAAGGAGGAGGAGAAGGAUAGGUGCGCGGAGCGCAGCUCUUAAGUCGCCGAAGGCGGAUGCGCGACGAGC
Closterium sp. NIES-67 is the source of this 295-nucleotide messenger RNA. NCBI's taxonomy places the organism in Eukaryota, Viridiplantae, Streptophyta, Zygnematophyceae, Desmidiales, Closteriaceae. The record is from the annotation of a GenBank genome assembly.